Messenger RNA from Scleropages formosus (Asian bonytongue), 1538 nucleotides. RefSeq names its product mitochondrial ribosomal protein L37 (gene mrpl37). Gene Ontology annotation, biological process: translation. Gene Ontology annotation, molecular function: structural constituent of ribosome. The transcript has 7 exons. NCBI's taxonomy places the organism in Eukaryota, Metazoa, Chordata, Actinopteri, Osteoglossiformes, Osteoglossidae. The record is from RefSeq and is a predicted model, not a curated record. Gene Ontology annotation, cellular component: mitochondrion; ribosome. The coding region runs from base 132 to 1418 and encodes 428 amino acids.
UACCCACAAUUCCUGUCGACACGUUCCAAGAUGGCCGCCUCCUGAGAGUAGGAGCGUCGCAAAGCCGGGGUUCAGGACAUGCCCUACGCGUGAAAGAAACUUAAUAAAACACCCAGCCCGCGUGUAUAGUAAUGUUUUACAGAAUGGGCACAAUAAGGCCUUGCAGUCUGUCUCUUGUUAGAAGCGCGGAACGCUGCGGCAGAGUGUCUCAGGACCCCGCUGCGGCGCGUCGUUGCUUCUCCGUGGCUCGCUGUCUGCGUGCCCGGCCGCCGACGCACAAGAAGAAGCCGCGGAGCGUGGUGGAAAUCCCGGGCCUGGAGCCGAUCACGUACGCGGAAAGGAUGCACUUCGUGCCAGGUCUGGCCAAGCCCACGUUCCCGCCGUGGCAGCGCGGGUGGCACGACCCCCGACACGCCGUGUGGCCCAAGUACGAGGAGAUGGAGCCGCAGAGAGAGAGACCGUGUUAUGUGUUCCACCAGAGGACGGCUGUGCUCGAAGGGAUGAGACAAGCCUUAUGGCUUACCAAAGCCGUAGUGAAACAAGGGCUCCCUCCUCAAGUCCUCUCAUUGGCCGAGGAAGCGGCCAAUCAGAUCGAGAACCAGGAUGAGCGCGUUCUGCAUGCAAUCCAGCACUCUCGCUUCUGGGACAGCACAGAGAAGAAGCCCUCGAGGGAGAGGUUCUGCCCGGUUCUGCUCCGAGACUUGCUUCACCUGUGUGGAACCCUGCAGGUCAAGUACCCAGCACUAGGCAAGAGAAUGCUGGCAGAGAAAUACAGUCUUUCAACCUGUUGGACCAGAGGUGGUGACCUUUUCCAGGUACGAGGCCAGAACGGGCUGCUUUUGAACAGCGCGUUCCCCAUUCCUGUGGUCGCUGGGAGGGAGGAGGUGCUGAGCUCACAAGACCAAGCUCUGGAAACCUUCUAUCCGAUCUCCCCCACCAUUGACCUGCAGGUCACCAACGUCUACUGGGAGAAGACUGACACGGGUUUCCGAGAGGGCUACCCGUAUCCCCACGCCCAUACUCUGUUCAUACUGGAGUCCGGUGAUGCCCCCAAGCUCCGGGAACAUCAGGUCUGCGCCAAGAUGAUCAUGUUUGCCUUUGGAAAUGCUCUGGCCCGGGCCCACACUCUGUAUGGGACAGAGCCCCGGGUCCUGGACCAGCCUGUGGUGGUGCAGAGUGUGGCCACCAAUGGCCGGACCUUCAGCUUCAUUGUGUUCCAGCUCAACACCACUGACUUGGAUUCGGACACUGGUGUGAAGAACCUUGUGUGGCUGGAUGCGGAUCAGCCCCUCUAUGAGUACGCCAAGAUCCGCCCACUCAUUAAGAAGAAGGUGGUCCAGGUUCCUGCUGGUGUGGCCGGAUACCAACCGGAGACCUUCAAGAAGUUCCUGGCUCUGUACUUACAUGGAGUUCUGUGACCUGCCACCGACCUCGCAGGCUGACUGAUAUCCAUUCCUGUUGAUGGAUCACUCCACCCCGAUGCUUAGCUAAUGCUGUUUGUGUUGAACACUUUGAAAUAAAGAGGUGAUACCUGAAGU